GCGGCGGAAGAUGGCGCUGGGGCGCUGAGGGACAGCGCCGGGACUGGGCCGCGCUGCGCCCCGCCGGGAGAGCCGAGCCGCCCGCUGCGCCCCGCGCCGCGCCCCGACGGACCCCCCAUGGCCACGGGGCCGGCCCAGGAGUCGUGUCCCCUCUGGGUCUGCUCGGCCCGCGCCGCUCCCGGGCCCCGUCCAGGUAGCGGCCCGCUGAGUGCUGGAGCCUGGCCGGGCCCUCGCCAGGCCUAACUCGCUCCCGCCUGCGCUCAGGAGGCCGGGCCGGGCCCGGGGAGACCAGCCCGGGAGAGAACGGGACAGCGGCAGCCUCCGCCCGGCCCCCGCACUCGACCCUCGCCGCACGUUCCCUCGGGAGCGGCCAUCCAGCGCCGAGCUCCUUCCUCCCGCUCAGCUCCGCUCCUCCAGCGCCCUUCGGUCCCCGGCCGCAGGCGUCAGCAUGUCCGAGAACCAACCGAACGCCAACAACCACCACCCGGCCAACAACAACGGGGCCGGCGGGGCUGCCGGGGGCAACAACCGGGGCGUGCGCAACCCCAACCUCAACCAGAACCCCCUGAUCAAUGUCCGCGACCGCCUCUUCCAUGCGCUCUUCUUCAAGAUGGCAGUGACCUACGCUCGCCUCUUCCCGCCCUCCUUCCGCCGCGUCUUCGAGUUCUUCGUCCUCCUCAAGGCUCUCUUUGUGCUCUUCAUCCUGGCUUACAUCCACAUUGCCUUCUCUCGCUCGCCCAUCAACUGCCUGGAGCACGUCAGGGACAAGUGGCCCCGCGACGGCAUCCUGCGCGUGGAGAUCCAACGUAACUCCAGCAGGGCUCCCAUCUACCUGCAGUUCUGUGGCGUGGAGAAGUUCCCAGGGAUGGUGGUUGAAUCCACAGCUGAGGAAGAGGAGGAGGAAGAGGAGGAAAUGACUGUGGACAUGUUUGAAAACAGCUCUAUCAAGUUUGAGCUGGAUAUUGAGCCCAAGGUGUUCCUGAAGCCAUCCCGGGGGAGCAGCCCCGAGGCACUGCCCCGCAACGAGAGCCAGGAGCUGUCCCUCGGUGAAGCAGGCACUAAAGGUAUGCAGCCUCUGCGGGAGACUGUGUCCGAGUUUGAGAUGCUAACCAGAGCAGUGUGGCCACAGGAGGAGUACAUCGUGGAGUACUCCCUGGAGUAUGGCUUCCUGCGCCUGUCGCAGAGCACUCGGCAGCGCCUCAGCAUCCCGGUGAUGGUGGUGACCCUGGAUCCCACCAAGGAUCAGUGCUUUGGGGACAGGUUCAGUCGCCUGCUGCUGGAUGAGUUCCUGGGUUAUGAUGAUAUCCUGAUGUCAAGUGUCAAAGCUUUAGCUGAAAACGAGGAGAACAAAGGCUUCCUUCGCAACGUGGUGUCGGGGGAGCACUACCGCUUCGUCAGCAUGUGGAUGGCCAGGACCUCCUAUCUGGCAGCCUUUGUCAUCAUGGUCAUAUUUACCCUCUCUGUCUCCAUGCUCCUGCGCUACUCCCACCACCAGAUCUUUGUCUUCAUUGUUGACCUGCUGCAGAUGCUGGAGAUGAACAUGACCAUUGCCUUCCCUGCAGCUCCUCUCCUCACUGUCAUCCUGGCUCUAGUAGGUAUGGAGGCCAUCAUGUCAGAGUUCUUCAAUGACACCACCACUGCUUUCUACAUCAUCCUCAUCGUGUGGCUGGCUGACCAGUACGAUGCCAUCUGCUGCCACACCAACACGAGCAGGAGGCAUUGGCUCAGGUUCUUCUACCUGUACCACUUUGCCUUCUACGCUUACCACUACCGCUUCAACGGGCAGUACAGCAGCCUGGCCCUGGUCACCUCCUGGCUCUUCAUCCAGCACUCCAUGAUUUACUUCUUCCACCACUACGAGCUGCCUGCCAUCCUCCAGCAGAUCCGCAUCCAGGAGAUGCUGCUGCAGAACCAGCAGGUGGCUCAGGGCACCCAGACCACGCUCCAGGACAACCUCAACAACAACACCACAGCUGCCCCCGUGGAGCUGGGCAGCCGCCGGCCCCACCUGCCCGCCGGCCCCGCGGGGGACAGUGGGGGUGGUCCUGCUGCCCUCACCCCCAGCGAGGCCUCCAGCGUCAUCGCCACCGCCGCAGCCUCCGUGGGCAGUGACCUCAACUGGGUGGCUGAGACUGCUGCCAUCGUCACUGAGGCCUCCUUCCUGUCCGACCUCAGCACCUCCCUGCUGGAGCCAAACGUGGUGCACGAAGCUGUGGCCAACGGCAGCCCUCAGGAUGCUGCUGCUGCUGCCAGCACGGGGCUGGUUGCUCGCAUUAGGGUCAGCAGCGAGCACGCAGAGACAGCCAUGGGCUCCAUCACCAUCGAGGUCACCUCCACGUCGGUGGUGGCUGCAGCAGAUGUCCCUCCUGCUGCAGAGGCUGCCCCCCGUGCCCCACUGCAGGGGGAGGGGGGUCCUGGCCCCAGCCUGUCCCUCCCCACGCAGACUGAGGCUGUGGAGGGCUCUGACAGCAGGGCGAAGCCUGGGGGCAAGAACUGCACUGCCCACAGCUGCGGGGCAGAGACCUGCCUGGAGGGCACAGAGCAGGACAGGCGCUUGGGGCACACCCCUGGGGACACAGAAGACAGCAGCCUGUGCCCAGCACCAGCAGAGAGCACUCCCAGCUCCAGACCUUACUUGGAGCCAGACUCCAGGAGCCUGUCGUGAGUGCCCAUUGCCGUGGCUCUGGACUGCGGGGGAGGCACUGGGAUCGUCUGUGACUUUCUCACUUCACCACCAUCCUUAACCCAUGGAGCCCUUGGAGCAGAGCAGCUGGGACAGAGAAAAGCUGCUGCUGGGAACUCCCCUGGAAGAGCACGAGGAGGGGAGAGAGGCUGAGCUGGGAGAGGGGAGGGAGGUGAAGUUGGCUCCCUUGGCCUGUGAGGCUCACCCCAGGCUGUGGCCUCCCUGCCCCAGCUUUUCCUCGCCCCAGUUUUGACUCCCAUCCAUGUUCUUGUUGCAGUCCAGACACUGAUCACAGCCUGAGCUGCUCUGGGACAGGCCACCUGUGUCUGGCAGCUUUCUGGGUGGAACAGCAGCUGUGUGUAACCAGGGGAGAGUGCUCUCAGGCUCCCUUGGGAGAGCCACAGAAGGCUGAGCAGACACCUGGUGCAAACUCCUCCUUCAUCCCUGAAUCCCGGCAGAGAGGGGGCUGGAAGUGACCCCUGGAGAUCAUUCAGUCCAGACCCCCUGCUACAGCAGCCUGAGCCUGUGUGGGUUGGACAGGAUCGUGUGCAUGGUGGGGGGUGUUGGAUCUCCAGAAGAAGGGGAAUGGAGCUCAAGACCUUUCCCAGGCUCCAGACCCACUCCCACCAGUGCAAAGCUGGGCAAUAACCAAAGCAGAAGCUGCAGCUUGGUCCUGGUUGUUCUGUCCUUGGGCAGUAGGUUUAGCCUGAGGGGAGCUGCCUGGGGCUGGGCUGCAGUGGGGUCCAUCCCCGUGCUGGUCAGCUGCUGGUGACCUCUGCCAGGGCUUGAAGCCUCUCAGAUGUUUGUGACUGGCACAGAACAGGAGCUCCUGGUCUGCAGUAACCUCUGGUGGGCACCACUCUGUAGGUGUCCAGGAACACUGGGUUGAGGAGGGCAGCUCUGGCUCUGCACUGCUCUGCUUCUGGCACUGCCUCUGUGGGUGGUGGAGUUUUGCUUUUCAGUGCCUUGUCCCUCAGAGGGGGGUGCUUGAGAGCAGCCCCAGGAGAGGUCAGCUCUUCCCUGAGCUCUUGCAUGAGGUUCCACAAAGAACCAAAACACUAAAGCUAAGACAUUGCAGCUGAUUGACUUUUGCCCUUCCCUGGCAGCAGAGGUGGAGCUGGGAGCUGGCUGUGCCCAGCCUCAGUGCCUGCAGCUGGCUGAGCUGUGGGGCUGGGAUGAGAAUUGGGAGGAGUGGGACUGGGCCUGGCUGCCCCCCUCCACCCAGGGUGAGCUGGAAGGAGGAUUGGUGCUCGUGGGCAUGGUGGAGUGACACAGGAGUGUGGUUGUGUCUGAGAGAGGAGCCUGGGGCCAAACUGGGUGGCAAAGUGCAGGGCUGGGAGGUGACUUUGGGGCUCUCAGCCCUUUCCUGGGGGGAGCUGACUGGCAAUAGAAGUGUUCCUGGUUCCACCUCAGCCCUUGGAGCAAGGGAUGCUGCUGAGCUGCGUGUCCCUUGUUGGGCUCUGCUCAGCAUUUCACUGCCCACCAGGCACAGGGUGGCCCUGGCAGCACUCUGGAGGCUUGGAGCCUUCUGCUUCACUUUCUCUGCUUUUCCCACCCAGCUGCACCCCUCUUGAUGAUUGCUUUUUUCCCUCCUCUGGCUGAAGAAGCUUUGGGUGCUGCUUGUGAGCAGCAGGUCGAUGCCUUCCUGGGAAAGAGCCAAGCAGCUCCCUUCUGCCUCUAGCAGAGAGGAAUCCCAAAGCACUUGGAAUGAUGGUAGUGGGAGCAGGGGGUGGGGAGGGGAGAAGGGGAAGGGGAGAACCAAACCAAAUGAUUUGCUGAAUGAAGAGUAGAGUUCAUUCUAUUUAAUUAAUGUACAAAUAAAAAGGUGUUUGUAUAUAAUAAUAAAGAUUCCAUCUAACAGCU
Molecule: messenger RNA, 4546 nt
Organism: Pogoniulus pusillus (Red-fronted tinkerbird)
Lineage: Eukaryota; Metazoa; Chordata; Aves; Piciformes; Lybiidae
Gene: TMEM259
Product: transmembrane protein 259
Exons: 11
Coding region: 449-2665 (738 amino acids)
Biological process (GO): response to endoplasmic reticulum stress; positive regulation of ERAD pathway
Cellular component (GO): endoplasmic reticulum
Source: RefSeq, a predicted model, not a curated record